CAUCCCUGGCCGACUUUUUGUGCGGGUGUAACGAGAGUCAACAAGCUGCUUCGAAUCCACACGCUAACUUGGACCAUGGUUUCGCGAACCCUAUCUCAAGAUCUGCUACUAUCCAUUCAGAUUAUCUUCCAUCGGCAAGCUCGACAUCGGCUUCCGAUACCUCUACAUUUCCUUCCCCCGCAUUGGCUCCAGUCACUCCCUUCUUACCUUCUAGUGUCUCUCAUGCCUUGCCCAGUCCUCUUUCUGCCAGUCAGCCCUGUCAAUGUAUGUGGGCGAACUGUGGAGCCGUCUUUUCCUCCCUUAGUGACCUUGUCGGUCAUGUCAAUCUUCAGCAUCUCCGGAUCCCACCAGCUCCACAGCCUAGCACAUUGAUGGACCCCUCAUUUGGGAUCGACUCCUUAUCAUGUCAAUGGGGAGAUUGUACCGCUUAUCCUUCCCCGAGCUCUAUUCCAGGCUCUUCCACGGGAAAUCUACACGACAGCGCGACGUGCAUAUUGGCCACUCAUCUCUUAAAUGACCAUCUUGGAAUCCAUAACCACGAACCAUUCUCGGGUAACGUCCCAGUUACUGCUCAAACACAAGCUCCAGCUUUUCCAGACCCUGUCGAGAGCCUUGCCUCUCCGCCAGCGUCGUUGAAUAGCGCUUCGCAUUCGCCUAGUCCUUCACCACAUGAGUGCUCCGGCACACACAUUUGCCAUUGGAAAUCAUGCUCCGAAUCGUUCUCUUCUUGCGAUGAGCUAACGGCGCAUAUAACCGCAGUACACAUCGGGAGUGGCAAGCCUCACUAUGAUUGCUUUUGGGAGGGAUGUACCAGGCAUGGAGAGAAUGGGUUCACAAGCAAACAAAAAAUAUCUAGACACCUGCAGUCCCAUACAGGUCACCGGCCGUUCCAGUGCACAGUGUGUAAACAGAACUUCUCAGAAGCUGCUACGUUACAACAGCACAUGCGUCGGCACACUCAAGAAAAGCCAUACGUCUGCGACUUCCCUGGCUGCGGUAAAGCAUUUGCGAUCACAGGUGCUCUGACUAUUCAUAAGCGAACGCACAACGGUCAUAAACCGUUUAAAUGUACAUACUGCGAAAGGGCAUUCGCGGAGUCGUCGAACUUAUCGAAACACUUGCGUACUCACACAGGUGCCCGCCCUUACACGUGUACUGCAGACGGUUGUGGGAAGGCAUUCGCCAGGCCAGACCAGCUGGCUAGACACAUGAGCGUACAUCGGAAGAAGGGCGGCGGUCCCAAGGUAUAGAGGACUUGAGAACGGGCCGUAUAGAAGUAUAAUAGUGAAGGCGUG
Serpula lacrymans var. lacrymans S7.9 is the source of this 1295-nucleotide messenger RNA. RefSeq lists its product as uncharacterized. The transcript has 5 exons. Gene Ontology annotation, molecular function: RNA polymerase II cis-regulatory region sequence-specific DNA binding; DNA-binding transcription factor activity. The coding region runs from base 267 to 1250 and encodes 327 amino acids. Lineage: Eukaryota; Fungi; Basidiomycota; Agaricomycetes; Boletales; Serpulaceae. Gene Ontology annotation, biological process: regulation of transcription by RNA polymerase II. The record is from RefSeq and is a predicted model, not a curated record.